Molecule: messenger RNA, 841 nt
Organism: Plutella xylostella (diamondback moth)
Lineage: Eukaryota; Metazoa; Arthropoda; Insecta; Lepidoptera; Plutellidae
Product: cyclin-dependent kinase 7-like
Biological process (GO): cell differentiation; peptidyl-threonine phosphorylation; signal transduction
Cellular component (GO): nucleus; cytoplasm
Molecular function (GO): protein serine/threonine kinase activity
Source: RefSeq, a predicted model, not a curated record
AUGAAAGAGCUGCUGCUGCGAGUGCCCUUCCUGCCCGGGGAGUCUGAUCUGGACCAGCUCACCAAGAUCUUCCAUGUGUUUGGAACACCCAAUGAGGAGAAUUGGCCGGGCCUCAAAGGGCUGCCGGACUACGUGCAGUUCAAGCAGUUCCCGGCGCAGCAGCUGCGGCACAUCUUCUCAGCCGCCCCCGACGACCUCAUCCUGCUGCUCGAGCGGCUGCUCGCGCUGUUCCCGCCGCGCCGCGCCGACUGCACCGCAGCGCUGCAGAUGAACUACUUCAGCAAUAAGCCCGCGCCGUCGGUCGGCAACAAGCUGCCGAUGCCCUCCAACCUGUCCAAGGUGGAGACGGAGAAACCCUCGCUCAAGAGGAAGCUUCUAGAGAACAUCGACGGAGGCUCGCUGGCGAAAAGACUGCAGUUCUAAUACUUCUAAUGCUAUCAUUUUUAAUAGACCGAAGUCUAAGUAAUUAGGCGGCUAUGGCCGGACUUUUAUGUACAAAAUAAUGAAGUGCAAUUCGGACUACAAAGAGAUAAUCUUUAAUUUAUCUUUUUAUUCAUAGGUUGUCUCUUCAACUUGCUAGUUUGUUGUCCUGAGUAAUUAACGCUAGGACUAUUUAAUUUAAGACAGAAGACAGUAUAAUAAACAUAAGUGAAAUUAUUAAAGGGGUGGAUUUUUUAAAUAAGCUGGUCUUUUUAGCAACGAAACAGUACAGAUGAGAUGCCUAAACGUUGGGGCAGGGAUACCUACUAAUAAACUAAAGGUUCCGAGUCGAUCGAUCGAGUUAUGAUAAGAUCAAAUAUAUUUUUGCAAAUAAAAUGCCCUUUUAAAAAAUAUCAUUGUC